GAAUCCAUCUUAUAUUAAUUGGCACCUAACUUCUCUCUCCCUAUAUAUGCAUUGGGUGUUCUGGAUCUUCUUAGACCAGAGAAAAUAACUAAGAAGAACUAAGAUGAAGAUGGGUGUGUUGAUGUUUAGUUUUGUGCGUUUGAUGUUUCUAUGUAUCUUCAUCAAUGGUUCUUUGUCGAAGCUUGAGCGAUUGGAGCAUCCGGUGACGAAAUCUGAUGGCUCUUUGAAUAUUCUGGUCGUCGGAGAUUGGGGACGAAAAGGAGGUUUCAAUCAAUCUCUCGUUGCUCAUCAGAUGGGAAUCGUUGGAGAGCAACUCGACAUAGAAUUUGUGAUAUCCGUAGGAGAUAAUUUCUAUGACGACGGUUUAACAGGAGACACUGAUCCUUCGUUUGAAGCCUCUUUCUCUCAUAUCUACACUCAUCCCAGUCUCCAAAAACAGUGGUAUUCUGUUUUGGGGAACCAUGAUUACAGAGGAAAUGUUUCGGCACAGCUAAGUCAAGUUCUCCCCCAAAAAGAUUGGAGAUGGUUCUGUUGCAGAUCUUUUGUCUUAUGUUCAGGAAUGGUGGAGUUUUUCUUCGUGGAUACAAAUCCGUUUGUAGAAAAAUACUUCACAGAUCCAGGAAAUCACACUUAUGACUGGAACAACGUCUUACCCAGAGAUAAAUAUAUCUCAAACCUCUUACAUGAUUUAGAUUUAGAGAUUAAAAAGUCGCGAGCCACAUGGAAAAUUGUCGUUGGACAUCACGCGAUCAAAACCGCAGGUCAACAUGGUAACACCCAAGAGCUCGUAGAUCAUCUUCUUCCAAUUCUAGAGGAGAAUAAAGUGGACAUGUACAUAAACGGUCAUGAUCAUUGCUUGCAACACAUUGGCUCUGACGGUGAGAUUCAAUUUCUAACAAGUGGAGGAGGAUCAAAGGCAUGGAGAGGAAUUAUUCAGCCAUGGGAUCCAAAAGAACUCAAAUUGUAUUACGACGGACAAGGUUUCAUGUCUCUUCACGUCAGUCACUCUCAAGCUAAGUUCAUCUACUAUGAUGUUUCCGGCAAUGUUCUUCACCAGUACACAUUGUCCAAAAAGAAAUCCAAAAGAUUUUCACUCUUUUAAAGAGUAUUACUAAAAAAAUAAAAGAGAGAGAGAAACUUAGUUAAGCAAUUUAACAUUUUACCCCCAAAAAUAAAAAGCGCGCGCGAGAGAGAGAGAGAGUUAAGCAUACUUUCAUUUUAGACUUAUUUACAAGAGAUGUAUUCAUUUCGAUUGUUGUGUGGUAUACGUGAGACAAUAUGAUGUGCACAUCAUUGAUUUCUUUCUGCGUCAAGUAAUAGUAGUUCUACAAAAUUGUAUGCAGUUGCAAAAUUGUGUGUUCAUAUAUGGUUCUUAACAAAGUUGGAAAAGUUAGCUCA
Thlaspi arvense is the source of this 1398-nucleotide messenger RNA. The record is from the annotation of a GenBank genome assembly. Lineage: Eukaryota; Viridiplantae; Streptophyta; Magnoliopsida; Brassicales; Brassicaceae.